Messenger RNA from Eleginops maclovinus (Patagonian blennie), 5515 nucleotides. It is a transcript of the gene sorcs2, whose product is annotated as sortilin-related VPS10 domain containing receptor 2. Bases 88 to 3561 code for a protein of 1157 amino acids. The record is from RefSeq and is a predicted model, not a curated record. NCBI's taxonomy places the organism in Eukaryota, Metazoa, Chordata, Actinopteri, Perciformes, Eleginopidae. Gene Ontology annotation, molecular function: protein binding. Gene Ontology annotation, cellular component: membrane. The transcript has 28 exons.
UUACAGUAUACACCUAUCUAUCUUCCACAAGCAUCAGAGGUCUCUCCAUCAGUUUCCGCGAUACUGAGCGCGACUGCUGCGCAAAACAUGGCAUCUUUGCGCUCCGAAGAACCGCUCUCCUCUGCCGCGCACCUCUGCGUCUUUCUGUUGAUCGCCUCGGCCUGGAUGGCACUGCCGGGACCCGUGCGCUGUGACAGCGGGGCUAUAAACCGGCGCGGCGGGGAGGACCGUACGUUUGACAUGGGCGGCGGAGACGGAGGCUCCCCGCCGGGCUUACCGACGGAAGGUGACGAGGAAGCCGUUGGAGGAGAAGGCUCACUCCGCUUCAGGAGAGCGCUGUCCCGGGAAAAACAAAUGUCCCUGCUCAGCAGCUCUUUCGUGCUUAAAGGGGAUGCGACCCACAACCAGGCGAUGGUCCACUGGACAGGAGAGAAUAGCAGCGUCAUCCUGAUCCUGACCAAGUACUACCACGCUGACUCCACCAAGGUGCUGGAGAGCUCACUCUGGAGAUCUACUGACUAUGGGACCACCUACACCAAACUCAACCUGAUGCCAGGGACGACAAUCGUGGUGACCAGUUUCUACAUCUGCCCAACAAACAAACGAAAGGUAGUGCUGGUGGGUUCAUCCAUAAAUGAAAGGGAUCAGAUGCUGUUCAUCAGCACAGAUGAAGGUUCCUCCUUCCAGCGACAGCCCAUCUCCUUCACCCCGGACACGGUCGUUUUCCACCCUAAGGAAGAGGACAAGCUCCUGGCCUACUGCAAGGAGGGCAGGCUCUUUGCUUCUACAGACCUGGGUCGUAAGUGGACUUUGCUUCAGGAGCGCGUGACCAAGGACAAAGUCUUCUGGUCAGUAUCAGGUGUUGAUGUGGACCCCGAUCUGGUACACAUGGAAAUGCAAGACACGAGUGGAGGAUACCUAUAUGUUACCUGUCUCAUCCAGAACUGUUCGGACAAAAUGGUGACGGCUCAGUUUCUCGGCAAAAUCGACCACAACUCUCUUCUGGUGCAGGACGACUACAUCUUUGUCAAGGUCACCACAGGGAAUCGCACAAAGCACUAUGUGUCCUAUCGGCGCAACGAGUUUGUCCAGAUGAGGUUUCCCAAGUACGCCUUGCCAAAGGAUGUUCAGAUAGUGAGUACUGAUGAGAACCAGGUCUUCCUCGCCCUCCAGGAGUGGUACCAGACAGACACAUAUAACUUGUACCAGUCUGACCCCCAGGGCAUCUAUUACUCCAUUGUGCUAGAAAAUGUUCGCAGCACCAAGCAGCCAGAGGAGAAUGUCCUUGUUGACAUACUUGAGGUGCGUGGGAUCAAAGGAGUCUUCCUAGCCAAUCAGAAGAUCGAUGGAAAAGUGACAACCCUCAUCACCUAUAACAAAGGACAGAGUUGGGAUCUCUUGGCCCCACCUAUGACUGACAUGAAUGGCAAGCCGAUAACCUGCAAAGCACCGGACUGUCACCUCCACCUCCACCUACGCUGGGCGGACAACCCGUAUGUGUCGGGGACUGUCCACACCAAAGACUCUGCUCCAGGUCUCAUCAUGGGAGCUGGUAACCUUGGCUCCAAGCUAGUGGAGUAUAAGGAAGAGAUGUACAUCACCUCAGACUGCGGAAAGACGUGGAGACAGGUUUUCGAAGAGGAGCAUCACAUCCUGUACCUGGACCACGGUGGCGUCAUUGUUGCCAUCAAGGACACCUCCAUUCCCCUCAAAAUACUCAAAUUCAGCAUCGAUGAAGGACAGACGUGGAGUGUUCAUAACUUCACCAGCACCUCUGUGUUUGUUGAUGGACUUCUGAGCGAGCCUGGAGAUGAAACCCUGGUUAUGACUGUGUUCGGCCACAUCAGCUACAGGUCAGACUGGGAGUUGGUAAAAGUGGACUUCAGGCAGUCUUUCCCCCUUCAGUGCACUGAGUCUGACUACGAGUCCUGGCAGCUCACAGACAUGCAGGGAGAGAAGUGCAUUAUGGGCCAGGAGCAGAGUUUCAGGAAAAGGAAGGACACAGCAUUCUGUAUCAAAGGAAAAAGCUACACAUCAGCCCUCAACACUAAACCCUGUCAAUGCACCGAGAAAGACUUCAGCUGUGACUACGGAUUUGAACGCUCCCAAACGGAAGGCAGUCGCUGCUUCGCUGACUUCUGGCACAAUCCAGAUUCACCACCAGAGGACUGCCAUUUAGGACAAACCUACGAGUCCAGCACUGGCUACAGGAAGGUCAUUUCCAACAUUUGUGAAGGGGGGCUAAACAAGCAGCAGAGCGCCAAACAGCACAAUUGCCCUCUGCUGCCCCCUAAAGGACUCCAGGUCGGUAUCAAAGGGCAGAUGUUGGCCGUGGCACCUGGUGAUGACAUCACAUUCAUUGUCCACCAGGAACAGGGAGACACCAGCAGUACCAAGUACCAGGUGGACCUCGGUGAUGGGGUCCGUGCCAUCUACCAAAACCUGACGGUGACAGAUGAGCCCAUCCAGCACCGCUAUGAAAAUCCAGGCGUUUACAAGGUCACAGUGAAGGCCGAGAAUAUGGCAGGGCACGAUGAGGCCACCAUGUACAUCCAGGUCGCAGCCCCCCUGCAGAAAGUGCACCUGGAAAUGGUUCCCAUCACUGGGAGAAACCAUGAGGUCAAUCUGACAGCCAUAGUUCUUCCCACUGAGGCCAACCUGUCCGUCUUCAACUGGUGGAUUGGAGAAAACCUGCAGUCCACGCUGACACUGCAGAACAGCCUCCUGACUCGCUUCCCAGAAUCUGGAGAGUUUUCAGUCACUGUCCAGGCUUCUAACGGCCGCUCGAUGGUGCAGGAUACCAGAACAGUUCGAGUCUACGAUAAUUUCCAGGUCAUCCCUCUGAGAUUCAGCACCAACCUGGACCGCUUCAACCCAAACAUCCCAGAGUGGAGAGAGGACAUUGGCCAGGUUGUCACCAAAAUAAUCACAAAGAACACAGGUGUCCCUCUGGACUCCCUGGUUACUGUGGUGAAUCCAGGCCUCCCCACCACUGCUGACCUGUACGUCCUCCCACUGGACAGCAAACCUGCCAAGAGGAGCGUGUUUGUAGAUAAGCGUAUUCCCGCCAUCAUACAAGCCCUUAACAGCAACAACGUCAGCUUCGUGGUGCGAGGAGGGCUACAAGUGCUGGUGAUGCUAGCUGACCCAAACGCAGGUCUAAAUGCUAUUGAAUCAACAUCUACAGAAGCAAAGACUGGCUACGGUGGAGCUGCUGGAGGUCCGGGUGUUUGGGCUCUAGCAGCCAUCUUCCUAAUCAGCCUGAUCGCCACCGGCUCCUUCAUCCUCUACAAGUUCAAAAGUCCUUGGCUUAGGACUGAGGAUGCUUAUCCCCCACUGUUUUUCAGGAAUCCCCUGGGCAACCGCAAUAUCUACGCGCAGAUGCACAACGAGAAGGAGCAGGAGAUGACCAGUCCCGUCAAUCACAGCGAGGACACCCAGCACAUCAUCCAGGGGGAGGAGUUCAUCGACGACGACCUGGACUCGCAGACUCUAGGUAACGCAGGAGGUAGCCCCGCCUUCCGUUCGCUUAUAAGGACUACCACUAACCACUGCUACUAAAACCCAAGCCACUCACACCAGCAGCUAACACACAACAAGGUAACCAUUCCGGUGUGGUCCUGAGCAUCAACUCCAGAGAACUGCAUAGUUACCUGACCAGCUGAUAGCUGCCAUGGUAAAAUGCUAACGAGCUAGCAGAGCUUAGCUGGCGAACGAACACAGGGACUCCACUCAGCCUUCCUCCUUUUCCUCCUUUCCCUUCGCCUCUUCUUGGGACACUGCACCUCCACACCAUGGCCUCUUCAGCCGCACAACUCCUGCUUUGGAUGUAAUUCUGUUGGGUUCCUUGUGUUUUAUUUUAGUUUGGGAGUGGUGGUGGGGGGGAUGGUGGUGGUCAUCGUAAAGGACACUUGCUCAGUUGUGUUUUGAAUGAAAAAUCUGUGUGUAUGUUGUCUCUCACUUAAUAGACACUCUAAUCAAGCAGCAUGACUCACUGCACUGGUGUUCCAUUACCAAGAGCCAGGUAUAGGAAAAGUGGCUGGAGACAGAUUUUCUAAAAGGAUUUUCCAAGCAUUAGGAUGGCAAAGUCUAUCAAAAAAAAAAAAUACUCUUCCCACCUCGUUGUUCUCUCUCUUUGUUUACCACACAUAAUAGACACUCUCUCUCUUCACAGGCAAUAAUGGUCUCCCAACGGAAUGUAGGAUAGGAUAAGCCCUUGUAAGUUUGCAUAUGAAGAGUGUAAGUAUGCAAACGCAAGAAGGCAGUGUUGCACUUUUUAAAAUUCCUACUCACAGGGGAGUAUGUCCACAGAGCAUUAACAGUUUUUCCUGAUCCCACUUCAUCCAAAUACAUAACCCAGACAUUAAGUUGUGUGGUGUUUAAAAUCAGCACUACCUUUUUAGGAGCUCAACGUCUGUCCCAUGGUGCCUAAAAUGGCAGAUAUUUAUCUGCUCAGUGACAUUACCCAUUGUCAAGUUUUAUUUAUUUUCCCCUCACACAAUUCCUGGGUAUUAAAGCGGGCGUCAGCCUGAAGACAAACGCCACCAUGGAAGGAAGGUGUAGUUGAUGUAUUUUACUGUAUCAGCCUAUAUUAGGCGUAGCCCGAUGUUCAAUCAUGUCUCCUUUAAAGGUUUGGUUUGUUGUAAAUGUAAAUAUGUAAAUAUGAUCUCCACUUUGUAUAUAUUCCCUUGACAUGUGUGCGAGUGUUUUACACUUCUACCAAAAUACACACUUUUUUGCAGCAAAUCCUCAAAAAAAUUCUCACUGUAUCCAGUUUCCUCUAGCCAUUGCCUGCUUCACAUGUAUCCAUUUUCAACUCUUUCAGUAUAAUCUCAUGAGCAGGAUAAUUUGAUGGUCUUCAUCGAUAACUGGAGAAAAUGUCCUCGUCUUAUAAAAAUACUCAUGACUACACAGUGACAACGAUCUAUAUGGAUAUUUUUGAUACACUAAGUUUUUCUCAAUAUGUGUGAACACUUGUUAUUUUUUCGGUUGCCUUUUGUUGAAUGCUUUUUUGUUUAUUUGAUAGCACUAAUGAUGUAAGGAGCGCUGUCGACAUGUACCGCACCGCAUCUGAUUACUGACUCAAAUGAAAAGGCCUCAACAGGCUUACAGUGCUACCAUUAUCACCAAGACCACCCAUUGGUUCGCCUUGUAUUCGAUACAAACAGCAGUUAACAUUCACUUGUUCUCAUUUAGACCUUAAUUCAUCUUUUGUACAUAUUCUGCUCAUGUUCAACUUGUUCUUAGUUUUCUAGUGAUGUGUCGUCAUGUAUCGGUGCCCUUAACCUUAACAAAGGGGUAAUUAGGAAUUAUGAUAUUCCAAUAUAAUAGUGAAAGUUUCACACCUGAUGGCACGACGAUGUAAUUUUGACCACACUGGUUUUCUUUUGUUAUUUUUCUCUUUCUGAUGGGCUUGUUUGAUCCAUUAAUUUUGCUAUUAAAACAACUGUGUGUCCUAAUCAGGAAGCCUAAUGCACUGAACCUGCAUCCUGGAAUAAAUCACUCCCAUAACUUA